AUUAUCAAACUUCAGAGAGGGCUGAUAGUCGAUUAUCACAUUCUGAUAAUCGACUGUUGCUCAGCUUUGUUACAAAAAUCUGCAGAACGAUGAAUAAUCGAUUUUCAAGUUGAUAAUCGAUUAUCCAUCGUCUUCUACCUCGAGCCAACUUGCGGAAAUGUCACUUUUACUCACCAAACUUCAAUUAAAGUAUAUAAAAAUGUUCUCCAAGGGGAAAAGAAUGAAGCGCCAGGUCAAACCAGCGGAGGCCGAUGACCUGGUUGCUUGGGAAGCCACUCUCUGGGCCGGGGAUGCCUCCACCCGCGGUCUGUACCAUGCUGGGAAGUGGAGCGUCUACCCCGGCCGGGAGACCGACCCUGAACCGGAGAUUGUUCUACCCGGGGUGAUCCCCGAAGCCAUCCCUAUCCGUCAGGCGAGGGGAUCCAAAGCCCCGGCCACUACCAAUGCCGGUCCUUCACGCCCGGCGAAGAAGAAGAAGGAGGAAGUGGUGAAGUUUCAAUCCAAGUUUGCCGUCCCCCAAAUCGUGGUUGAGGAGCCCUCCUCUGCUCAGCCACUCACUCCUCCAUCCAGCCAACCACUCUUGAUGGAUGAUAUGCCGGCCCAGUCUCACCAAGGGACCAGCCAGCCGAUUCACUCGGGGGAGAUCAACUUCAACGUAGACACCUUCGAGUUCGACAAUCUGAUGGGGGCCCAGUCCUCCGACGCCGGCAAGGGGCCGAUAGUGCCUCGUUCUCUGGCUUUAAUGUCCAGGUCAAACGAGGAGCUCUUCCGAGCAUUCCAUGCUGAUCUGAAUGAGGUCGGCCGGAUCGGGGAGGAGUACUUCGCCCGGCUGGUGAAGUCGAUGGAUGAGGAGAAGGCCCGGAUGGAGGCCAUGAUGGUCGAAUGCCGGAAGGAAGCCCAGGCUGCCCGGGCCAAGCCAGAGAAGAUAGAGGCCAAAUGGACAGAGCACUGUGCGGUUUACCGCCAGCUCUAUGCCAAGCACGAUGGUCUCCUCAAGGCUGCGAAAGAGGCCGAUGAGCAGGCCCAGGCCAAGAUCAAUCAGCUGGAGGCCGAAAAUGCCCGGUCAGCCGAGGAAAUCGCUCGGCUGGAAGAUGAGCUGCAGAAAGAGCAAUCGAAGCGUGCCGCCCUUGCUGCUGCCUGGGCCACUCAAACGCCUGAGGAGUUUGCUGCUAAGGCGUUGCCUGACCGGGAGACUGCCAUCCGCUUUUUCCAAGGCUUGUACAAGUACGAGGUCUCGGCCGGGAUCGUCGACGAAAUCGGAACGUACGGCUUUGAAAGCGGCCAGUACUCAGAGCGGAAGGCCCUCUAUGGCAUCCUUCAGCAGAGGAUCCAAAGUUUUCAGCCAAAGGCUCUUUCUCUGCCCGAGCUGCACUCCGAGGCGCCUGAACCUCCCUUCCCGGGCAUCUGAUCCGUCCGGCCCUCCUUCCUCAUCUGAUUUUCUCUUUUUUUUUAUAUGAUGUAAAGGUCUGCCUCCGGGCACUUUUGUAUUUCAUUGACAUAUUAAUGAAAAUAUGCUUUAUGUUAUCAUUUCUCAUCAUUUCUCUUCAUCUUGGAUUCUUUAACCGUUUAGAUUAAUAAAUAACAGCCCGGCUUUAUUUACCCGGCUUAGAAUACAAUUUUACCCAAGUC
Cuscuta campestris is the source of this 1629-nucleotide messenger RNA. The record is from the annotation of a GenBank genome assembly. Lineage: Eukaryota; Viridiplantae; Streptophyta; Magnoliopsida; Solanales; Convolvulaceae.